AUGACCAUCAAUAGUAAAGCGUUUUGGCCUUUAGUAGCAGCUGUUGGUCUUGGUGUUAGUUUUGUUGGUUAUUGUGUGUAUUUUGAUCGAAAACGGCGAAAUGCACCUGAUUUUGUUGAAAAAUUAAAAGCUAAACGACACAAACAUAAAACAAGUGCUGGAAGCUCACGUAAUGAUAUUCAUAUGAGUAAUCCUGAAGCAAUGCAUCGAUAUUUUCUUGAACAAAUUCAACAAGGUGAAGAUUGUUUAUCUCGUGGUGAUUUUGAUAAUGGCAUUGAUCAUCUAGCAAAAGCUGUUGUUGCUUGUAGUCAACCUCAAAAUUUAAUGGGCUUCUUUCAACAAACACUACCAUCUGAAGUAUUUCAAGAAUUAAUCGGGCGUUUAUCAGAACUCGCUGAAUCCGUUCAUAAUCCGUCUUCAUUAUCUGCCGGCAGUAAUAGUGCUUUUGUGUCUGAAUUAGUCCUUGAAUAG
Messenger RNA from Rotaria sp. Silwood2, 471 nucleotides. Lineage: Eukaryota; Metazoa; Rotifera; Eurotatoria; Philodinida; Philodinidae. The record is from the annotation of a GenBank genome assembly.